AUGGCCAGUGGAAAAGGAACCUAUCAACCGGAUUCCGACGUGCACAUUUCAUUUGAAGAUCAACAAAAAAUUAACAAAUUCGCUCGCCUUAAUGCCAAAGCUGAUGAUAUUAAAGAUGAACUGAAAGUUAAGCAAAAUGAUAUUAAAAAUUUAGAGGAAGCUGUUGAGGAAUUGGCUCUGACUGAUGAUUCAGAAAAAAUUCCUUUCUUAGUUGGAGAAGUUUUUAUUUGCCAAAGUCUGGAAGAUACACUGAAAUCAUUGGAGGAUAUGAAAUGUAAAAAGCAAAAUGAAAUAGGUGAUUUAGAGCUGAGAUGCGAAGAGCUAAAAUCUCAAAUGAGUGAGCUCAAAGCACAUUUAUAUGGGAAAUUUGGAAGCCAUAUUAACUUAGAAAAUGAAGAAGAUUAA
This is a messenger RNA of Pieris macdunnoughi, 405 nucleotides long. The record is from the annotation of a GenBank genome assembly. Lineage: Eukaryota; Metazoa; Arthropoda; Insecta; Lepidoptera; Pieridae.